Molecule: messenger RNA, 2544 nt
Organism: Dendrobium catenatum
Lineage: Eukaryota; Viridiplantae; Streptophyta; Magnoliopsida; Asparagales; Orchidaceae
Product: protein transport Sec1a
Exons: 21
Coding region: 269-2293 (674 amino acids)
Biological process (GO): vesicle-mediated transport; intracellular protein transport
Cellular component (GO): secretory granule; plasma membrane
Molecular function (GO): syntaxin binding
Source: RefSeq, a predicted model, not a curated record
UCCCCGUCCACCACUUGGCCGCCACAGAUCAAACAAUGAAGAAAUUGUCGCGCGCGUUUCAACCUCCCAUCGCCGAUCUCGCGCCACUUUAUUCGCGUUCACCGGUAGAUCUCCCUGGCCACUUCCUUUGUUUCCUCUUAUUCAUCCACCGAACCGUGUUUCGAGAAGAAGUCCCAGAAUCCUCGUUCGGCUCCUUCUCUUUUUAUCGAAGAACAACCGAUUAUUUAACUGCUGACCUGCAUUGAGGCGGCUGCGGGGAGGCGAUGCCAUGUCGGAAUCUGGCUCGUUCCAUGGCGGUGCCGUUGGGGAUUACAAGACCUUUCGCCAGACUAGCCGCGAUAGGCUGUUGCUUGAAAUGCUUCGCUCGGCAAAAGUGACGGAAUCCAAAUCAACUUGGAAGGUACUAAUAACGGAUAAAUUUACUGUCAAAAUAAUGUCCUAUUCUUUCAAGAUGGCAGAUAUCACAGAUGAGGGAAUUUCAUUGGUAGAAGAUCUUUUCAAAAGAAGGGAGCCAAUGACUUCAAUGGAUGCAAUAUAUUUUAUUCAGCCAAUUAAAGAAAACAUAAUCAUGUUUCUGUCUGACAUGUCAGGGAGGUGUCCAUUAUACAAAAAGGCAUACAUAUAUUUCAGUUCACCUAUACCAAAAGAGCUAGUUGCUUACAUCAAGAAUGACUCAAGUGUCAUACCUCGCAUAGGUGCAUUAAUUGAGAUGAACAUGGAGUAUUUUGCUAUAGAUAGUCAGGGCUUUGUUACCGACCAAGAGUUGGCUUUGGGAGAACUAUAUGGAGAAAGCACUGCAGAUGUUCGCAAUUUCAACUUGUGCUUGAACACGAUGGCCACACGCAUUGCCACAGUUUUUGCAUCUAUGCGGGAACUUCCUUAUGUGCGAUAUCGUGCUGCCAAGUCAUCUUCAAAUGCAACAACUGAGGAUUUAUCACGUGAUUUAAUACCAAAUAAACUUGCUGCUGAAGUUUGGAAAAUUAUUUCAAAGUAUAAAACAGGAAUACCAGAUUUUCCGCAGAAAGAGACUUGUGAUUUACUAAUUGUAGACCGAUCAAUUGACCUGAUUGCUCCUGUCAUUCAUGAAUGGACCUAUGAUGCAAUGUGCCAUGAUUUACUAAAUAUGGAUGGGAACAAAUAUACUCACGAGGUGCCGAGCAAAUGGGGGUCAACUAGUGAAAAGGGGGAGGCUCUUUUGGAGGAUCAUGAUCCAAUCUGGCUUGAGCUUCGGCAUAUACACAUAGCAGAUGCUAGUGAAAGGUUACACAAAAAAAUGACCAACUUCAAGUCGAAGAACAGAGCCGCACAACUUCAACAGAGUGCUAAAGAUGGCGAGGAGUUGUCAACUCGUGACAUGCAAAAGAUGGUUCAAGCUCUGCCACAGUACACAGAACAAAUGGAAAAACUUUCACUUCAUGUAGAGAUUGCAGGAAAAAUAAGUGCGUUGAUUAGAGAUUUGAAACUUAGAGAUAUUGGCCAGUUAGAGCAAGAUCUUGUUUUUGGUGAUGCAGGAGCAAAAGAAGUGAUUAAUUUUCUGAGGGCAAAUCAGGAUGUCUCUGCAGAAAUUAAGCUGCGUCUAUUGAUGAUAUAUGCCUGCGUUUAUCCAGAAAAAUUUGAAGAUGAAAAAGGUGUUAAGCUGAUGCAGCUAGCAAAGCUUACAACUGAAGAUAUGAAAGUUGUGUCCAAUAUGAAGUAUUUGGGCGGCCUAGACACCAAAAAGGCUUCAAGGGGGAGUUUUUCUCUCAAAUUUGAUGCUCAGAAGAAGAAGCAUGCAGCUAGGAAAGAGCGGGAGGAUGAGGAUGAAACAUGGCAAUUGUCACGAUUCUACCCCAUGAUAGAGGAGCUGGUUGAGAAGCUUAGCAAGGGAGAGCUUCAAAAGAAUGAGUUUCCAUACAUCAAUGAACCCACUCCUAUUAAGCAAGAGGGCCCGAAUACAAGUGAACCUGCACAAACGGGUUCAAACCAGGCUCGUCACUCCAAAUCUAGGCGAACCCCAACAUGGGCUAAACAACGUGUUUCUGAUGAUGGCAAUUCAAGCGAUUCUGUGUUGGGAAAUGCGUCUUCUGAUUUCAAGAGAAUGGGGCAACGGAUUUUUGUUUUUGUUAUUGGUGGUGCUACUAGAUCCGAGUUAAGAUCAGCUCACAAACUUACCGGGAAAGUUAAGAGAGAAGUUAUCCUUGGAUCUUCUAGUUUAGAUGAUCCUACACAGUUUAUCACGAAAAUGAAGCUACUUAGCUCUAAAGAUGUGUCUGGAAGUGCUAAUCAAAUGCGAACGAGUAUCUUCAAUUUUUAGCAAUUGUCAGGAAACGUUAUUGGCAAGAACUAGAGGUUGCCUCUCUCUCAUUUGUUACAUCCAGAAUUUUUUGUUUUCUAGUUAGCUUUAAAUGAUAUUGAACAAGUAUUUUAUUAUUUUGAUUGAAAAUUGCAUAAUAUGUAUACAGCUGGUUAUACAAGUAACAAUUUCAUUAUUGUGAUCAUGAUGACCAUUUUCUAUAACUGCAGUUACUAAUAAAACUGAAAGGAAUGUAGACCUGUAUGCUCUUA